GUUGCUGUUGCUGCAAUGACAGGCCUCCACCGCCAUGCGGCAGCAGCGAGCUGCAGAAACACCGCCGGAUUCUCUGCCUGUCCCUCAUAGCAACAUGUAGCACGCAAGAUAUGGCUAAUGAAAACACGCUUCACUGGAGAGCUGGUUAGCUGCAACUGAAAAGUGCAUAACCCCCGCAAUUACUGAGGUGAUUGAUGGCCUUUGUUCUUCAGUAACCACUUUAUCCUGGUCAGGGUUGUGGUGGAUCUGGCAGGAAUACACACAGGGUGGGAUGCCAGUCCAUUGCAGGACUAGACAGCUGCAGCCCACAUCAGAUGCCAUGGAGUCGUGUGAUGAUGGGGGCCUCAGCGUGGGCUCUUCCUCCGUAGAGGAGAACUACUUCCAGGGCUAUACAUUUACAGACCGUUCACACUCCAGCCGUGUGGUUAAGAGCAUUAUGGACCUGUGUUUGGAGGAUGGUUUGUUUGCAGAUGUCACCAUCACUGUGGAGGGCAGAGAGUUCCACCUGCAUCGCCUGGUGCUUUCGGCCCAAAGCAGCUUCUUCAGGUCCAUGUUCACCUCGAACCUUCGAGAAACUCACGAUCGCCACAUCGAGCUGAAAGACGUCAGCGCAGCUGUCUUCCAGCUGCUGGUGGACUACAUCUACCACGGCACCAUCAAGCUGCAGGUGGAAGACCUGCAAGACACCUACGAAAUGGCUGACAUGUACCAGCUCACGGCCCUCUUUGAGGAGUGCUCCCGCUUCCUCUCGCGAACCGUGGAUGUCAAGAACUGUCUUCAGGUGAUGUGGUUGGCAGACAGACACAGUGACCAGGAGCUCUAUACAGCAGCUAAGCACUGUGCUAAGAUUCAUCUGGUACAGCUGCACCAGACAGAGGAGUUCCUCAACCUCCCUUUACGUCUCCUCAUCGACAUCAUCAAAGAUGGUGUUCCGAGUUCCCAAAAUCCAACUGCAGCAAUCGAGUCUUGGAUAAACCACAACAAAGUUGAACGAGAGGAGUUUGCAGAUGAGCUCUCUGAUAGCCUAAAGGAGAUUGGAGAGAAUGUACACAUCUACCUUAUAGGCAAGGAGGAGACGCGGACACACUCAUUGGCCGUGUCACUUCACUGUGCUGACGAUGAUGCCAUCAGUGUGAGCGGCCAGAAUAGCUUAUGCCAUCAGAUCACUGCAGCCUGCAAGCAUGGAGGCGACCUGUACGUGGUGGGCGGCUCCAUCCCACGGCGGAUGUGGAAGUGUAAUAUGCGCACAAUGGAUUGGGAGCGGUGUGCGCCGCUGCCUCGUGACCGCCUGCACCACGCGUUGGUGUCCGUAGCCUCCGAGGAUGCCAUCUACUCACUCGGGGGCAAGACGCUUCAGGACACACUGUCCAACGGCGUCGUCUACUACACAGUGCGUGCCAACACAUGGACAGAGACCAGCCAGCUGGACACAGCUGUGUCCGGCGCCGCAGGGGUCCACCUCGACGGCAUCAUCUACCUCCUUGGUGGAGAAGAGAACGACGCCGACUUUUUUACCAGGCCUUCCCGCCUUAUCCAGUGCUUCGACACAGCAACGCAGAAAUGCCGCACCAAGCCGUACGUGCUGCCCUUCGCUGGCCGCAUGCACGCCGCCGCCCACAAGGACCUGAUCUUCGUGGUGGCUGAGGGCGACUCGCUGGUGUGCUACAACCCACUGCUGGACAGCUUCACACGCCUGCGCUUCCCAGAGGUGUGGAGCUGCGUGCCCUCGCUCUGGAAGGUGGCCAGCUGCAACGGCUGUAUUUACGUCUUCCGGGACAAAUGCAAGAAAGGCGAUGCCGACACGCUCAAGCUGAACCCAGCCACGUCCGUCGUGUCAGUUAUCAAAGGGAUUAAAAUCCUUCUCACAAACUGGCAAUUCGUUCUGGCCUGAUGUUUAAGUGCCAUUUACAAGGGGACAUGGGACAUAGUACGUGGAAUAUGUGGAUCAUAUAACAUGUUUGCUGUGAUGCUGAAAAAGUUACAUUUGUAUUUUCACUUGGCAGACGCUUUUAUCCAAGGCGACUUACAAUUGAGCUGAGCAGAUGAAGGUUAAGGGCCUUGCUCAAGGGCCCAGCAGUGACAGUACUGAGAUUCGAACUCAGAACCUUCCGAACAAUAGUCCAGUGCCACCACUGACCCCUGUAUAAUGAUGAUGUAAGACAAACUAACUGCUAGCACAAGGCAGUGUUUAUAUCUUUAACUUUUAUUCAGUGUUAAGAAAAGCCAUGCAAAAUUCUAAUUACCAGCUAAAUCAGCACUUCAGUGGAAUUUAGUUCUACAGUUCAGUGUCUAGUUUCACAAGAACUAUAUUAUGAGCAGUAAAAACAAUCCUUCUUAUAGUUUUAUUACUGACAAUAAGUUGUUGUGACCUGCUCUUAUCAGCUGUCCCGGAGUAAGAGUAGGGACCACUGAUCAUGUCAGUCAUUUUAGUAUAAUCUUUAUUAAGAUGUACAAUGCAAAACUGAUGCUUGGUCAUCAUUCUGACUCCAAAUUGUAAUAAACAAGGGCCCUUUAUUCAGUUAUAACUAUGCUGAGUAAUCUGAAAUGGUUGACAGUCAUAGUGUAUGUCAGUUUUUGUGCAGUCUGCAGUGUUUUAAAGCUCACGUGAACCCUCAGUUAAACAGCUACUGAGUGCAGCAUUACAAAGAUAAGUUAGCUCUAGUCAUCAGGCUGCACGGUCCAAUAUAGGGGUGUCGAACUCCUUUUAGGUAACGGCCCACGUUACACUUAGUCUAAUAUCAAGUGAGCCGGAAAUAAUCCCUUCAGCAGACCAGUAACAGCAGCAGCUCCUCUUAAACGUGUUUAUUUAUCAGCAUUUAUGAUCAUACUGAAUUUCACUACAAAAAAAAAAAACAACUUUAUUUUAUAUUUAUAUUAUCCACACACACACAGUGACUU
Molecule: messenger RNA, 2898 nt
Organism: Pangasianodon hypophthalmus (striped catfish)
Lineage: Eukaryota; Metazoa; Chordata; Actinopteri; Siluriformes; Pangasiidae
Gene: kbtbd4
Product: kelch repeat and BTB (POZ) domain containing 4
Exons: 6
Coding region: 272-1891 (539 amino acids)
Molecular function (GO): protein binding
Source: RefSeq, a predicted model, not a curated record